Messenger RNA from Fukomys damarensis (Damara mole-rat), 2112 nucleotides. It is a transcript of the gene Lrrc4b, whose product is annotated as leucine rich repeat containing 4B. NCBI's taxonomy places the organism in Eukaryota, Metazoa, Chordata, Mammalia, Rodentia, Bathyergidae. Bases 613 to 2112 code for a protein of 499 amino acids. Gene Ontology annotation, cellular component: plasma membrane; postsynaptic density membrane; glutamatergic synapse. The record is from RefSeq and is a predicted model, not a curated record. Gene Ontology annotation, biological process: synaptic membrane adhesion; regulation of postsynaptic density assembly; regulation of presynapse assembly. Gene Ontology annotation, molecular function: signaling receptor binding. The transcript is spliced from 3 exons.
UUCAGCCCUCACCUGCCCGCACCCUCUGCUCCACGUUCCGCAACUCCUGCUGUCUCUCAGGCCCCUCUGUGGGGCUCAUUCCGGACGGGGCCAGGCUGGGUGGGCGCUGACAGAGGAGUGGGGUGCAGGGCCCAAGGAGGGCUGAGGACUCAGGGAGCUGCUGGGGAGAGGAGUGAGAGGCUCGAGGGCUGUCACCACGGAGCAGGCCCCCACCCACACUGUCCCUCCCCUCUCCCACCUGGCCUGCCCGUCCCUCGCUCCCUGCCUGUGUCUUUCUGGACUGAAAGACUUAAAGUUUCCAACCUGGCUGGUUCCCCCAUUACCUGGCCCGGCGACCUUGUUGGAGAAUGUCCCCUUUCCUGGCCUCAGUUGUCCCCUCUGCACAGUGGGCACGAAGUCUUAGCCACCUGGACAGGACAAGGUGGGAGCCGGAGAGGCCCAGCUAGCCCUCCUCGCUGCCGCGUUCAUCUGUCCCCAGCCCCAUGGUCCCGGGCCCUGGGUAGGGUGGUGGUGGCGGGCACCAGAGCCUGUGGGGUCCCCACCCCCAGCUGAGCCUGUCCCCUGUCCUCUCUUGCAGCCCCCCAUCGUCCACGCGGAGCAUGAACAUUGAGGAUGGCGCGUGCCCGCUCCCCGUGCCCCCCACUGCCGCCCGGUAGGAUGUCCUGGCCCCAGGGGGCGCUGCUCUUCCUGUGGCUCUUCUCCCCACCCCUGGGGGCCGGCGGGGGCGGCGUGGCUGUCACAGCAGGGGGCUCCCCGCCGACCACCUCCUGCCCCGCCGCCUGCUCCUGCAGCAACCAGGCCAGCAGGGUCAUCUGCACGCGGAGAGAGCUGGCCGAGGUCCCCGCCAGCAUCCCCGUCAACACGCGGUACCUGAACCUGCAGGAGAACGGCAUCCAGGUGAUCCGCACAGACACGUUCAAGCACCUGCGGCACCUGGAGAUCCUGCAGCUGAGCAAGAACCUGGUGCGCAAGAUCGAGGUGGGCGCCUUCAACGGGCUGCCCAGCCUGAACACGCUGGAGCUCUUCGACAACCGGCUGACCACGGUGCCCACGCAGGCCUUCGAGUACCUGUCCAAGCUGCGGGAGCUCUGGCUGCGUAACAACCCCAUUGAGAGCAUCCCCUCGUACGCCUUCAACCGCGUGCCCUCGCUGCGCCGCCUCGACCUGGGCGAGCUCAAGCGGCUGGAGUACAUCUCCGAGGCGGCCUUCGAGGGGCUGGUCAACCUGCGCUACCUCAACCUGGGCAUGUGCAACCUCAAGGACAUCCCCAACCUCACGGCCCUGGUGCGCCUGGAGGAGCUGGAGCUGUCCGGCAACCGGCUGGACCUCAUCCGCCCCGGCUCCUUCCAGGGCCUCACCAGCCUGCGGAAGCUGUGGCUCAUGCACGCCCAGGUGGCCACCAUCGAGCGCAACGCCUUCGACGACCUCAAGUCGCUGGAGGAGCUCAACCUGUCCCACAACAACCUGAUGUCGCUGCCCCACGACCUCUUCACGCCCCUGCACCGCCUCGAGCGCGUGCACCUCAACCACAACCCCUGGCACUGCAACUGCGACGUGCUCUGGCUGAGCUGGUGGCUCAAGGAGACGGUGCCCAGCAACACCACGUGCUGCGCGCGCUGCCACGCGCCCGCGGGGCUCAAGGGCCGCUACAUCGGCGAGCUGGACCAGUCGCACUUCACCUGCUACGCGCCGGUCAUCGUGGAGCCGCCCACGGACCUCAAUGUCACCGAGGGCAUGGCGGCCGAGCUCAAGUGCCGCACGGGCACCUCCAUGACGUCAGUGAACUGGCUGACGCCCAAUGGCACGCUCAUGACGCACGGCUCCUACCGCGUGCGCAUCUCCGUGCUGCACGACGGCACGCUCAACUUCACCAACGUCACCGUGCAGGACACGGGCCAGUACACGUGCAUGGUGACGAACUCGGCCGGCAACACCACGGCCUCCGCCACGCUCAACGUCUCGGCCGUGGACCCCGUGGCGGCCGGGGGCGGUGUCGGGAUAUUGGGAGAAGUCCAGGAUCAAGGUGACACAAGGCUGCCCCCUCCGAAGCUCAAGGGGAAGGGUCUGUCCUUGGGCAGGGUCCCCGUGUCUACAGGCCGCUUCUCUCUGUGA